Molecule: messenger RNA, 4382 nt
Organism: Morone saxatilis (striped sea-bass)
Lineage: Eukaryota; Metazoa; Chordata; Actinopteri; Moronidae
Gene: hgfa
Product: hepatocyte growth factor a
Exons: 18
Coding region: 172-2322 (716 amino acids)
Biological process (GO): proteolysis
Molecular function (GO): serine-type endopeptidase activity
Source: RefSeq, a predicted model, not a curated record
ACAAACUCAAGUGAAGUGGGGGGGUUGAACCGAGGACGUGCAGCUUCUUGGAAAAGUGGCAUCUGUGUGAGGAAGUCUUCUGCUGGUCAUCAGCCACUCUGGACCUCAUACAGCCAGCGACUCUGCUGCUCCAUUAAUCCGGAUUCUAAUCUGCUUUUCAAGUCCCUAACCAUGAGGACAAACGUAUGGAUUUACCAAGCUUUGGUGUGUGUUGUGGUCACUAUAUUGGAUACAGGUUUUUGUAGGAAGACUCAUCAGUCAUUACAGAAGUAUGAGAAGACUGAGAGUCACAUGCUGCUUUGCACAGACUGUCCUCAGCCCCCUGUGGUACGAAACAGCCGAUCGCAGGAGCACUGCGCCCGCAAGUGCAAGAAGGUCAAGAAAAACUUCAACUGCAGAGCUUUCAACUUUCAACGGCACAACAGGAAAUGCCACUUGCUUCCCUUUGACCGUUUCACCCACGGUGUGCAGAAGCAGGCCAACAUCAACUUUACUUUGUAUGAAAAAAAAGAUUAUAUAAGGGAGUGUAUCAUCGGCACCAAGGACAACUACAGAGGGAGGAGGUCUUGGACGAAGUCGAACAUCACUUGCCAAGCUUGGGCAGAUAAUAACAUCAAUGAACACACGUUUUAUCCUGAUCGGUACCCAACGCAAGACCUGAGGGAGAACUUCUGUCGGAAUCCCAAUAACGACCCGGGUGGUCCGUGGUGCUACACCACAGACCCCAAUGUACGAGCUGAGGAGUGUGGCAUACCACAGUGUUCAGAGAAAGUCUGCAUGACGUGUAAUGGGGAAGAUUACCACGGAAAAAUGGACCAUACAGAAAGUGGCAAGGAGUGCCAGAGAUGGGACUCAGCAAGGCCUCACAAACACCACUUCCAGCCCAAAAAGUAUCGGGACAGAGAUUUAAAGGACAACUACUGUCGUAACCCAGAUAAUCGUCUCCGUCCCUGGUGCUACACAAUGGAUCCCAAAACUCCGUGGGAGUACUGCAACAUCACUGUGUGUGACUCAGACUCAAGUGAGGACACAGAUGUCAAUGUAACAACAUCCUGUGUCCAGGGAAAGGGCACAGAUUACAGAGGCACAAUGAACGUCACUCCAGAGGGUGUGACAUGUCAGCGCUGGGACUCCCAGUUUCCCCAUAACCACUCCUUUAUCCCUCAGAACUUCAAAUGCAAAGACCUCAGAGAGAACUACUGCCGUAACCCUGAUGGUGCAGAUUACCCAUGGUGCUUCACUACAGACCCUAAUCAGAGGAUAGCCAACUGCACCCACAUCCCCAGGUGUGAUGCUGAGGCCACACAAAAAAUAGAGUGUUACGAAGACAAUGGAGAGACGUACAGGGGCACUUUAUCUAUAACUCGAUCUGGGAUUCCCUGUGCAGACUGGUCACAUCACAUAAACAGUGGGGAUUCUCACUCUACAGAAUCACAUGUAGGGCUGGAGAAAAACUACUGCCGGAACCCUGACCGGGACAAACAUGGCCCUUGGUGUUAUACCAAUCCAAAUAACCGUUUGGUCUGGGACUACUGCAAACUGAAGCACUGUGAAUCAACUACAGUGGCUCCUCAACCAAACACUCUGACUCGACCCAAGAUAUCAUGCUUCGUGCAUAUAAACACCAGAAUUGUUGGAGGACACCAAGUGCGAGGUACAGAUGGCAGCUGGGUUGUAAGCAUCCAAAGAGAGAAGGCUCAUUUGUGUGGGGGUUCGUUGAUCAGAGAAGAUUGGGUUUUAACCGACCAGCAGUGCUUUACAUCCUGUGUUCCAGAUCUCAAGGAUUACAGUGUGCAGGUUGGUCUGCGCCACCUCAAUGAAUCCUCAAGCCACCCGAGACUACGCAUCUCUCGCCUGAUCUGUGGCCCUGAAGGAUCCAACCUGGUUAUGCUGAAACUAGCAGACCCAGCCCCUGUGUCUGAAGGUGCCUCCACUAUUCAUCUUCCAGUAAAAGAGUGUCACAUCACCGAAGGCACCAACUGCACCAUGUAUGGAUGGGGGGAAACUAAAAAUACAGGAUACGAUGAGACACUGAAUGCUGUGACCAUGCCUAUGGUCAACAAUGACAUGUGCUCACAAAUCAAAGGGGAUGCUGGGGAAAGCAGAAUAUGUGCCGGCGGCAAGAGGGGAGAAGGCGUAUGUGAUAAAGACAAUGGUGGUCCAUUGGUCUGCCAGGAACAUGAGCGCAAAGUCAUUAUUGGUUUGAGCAUCCAAAGGACAAAAUGCGCCUCAUCACAGCCUGCGCUUUUUGUUAAUGUUGCUUUCUACUCUGAGUGGAUAUACAAAGUGUUCAAAUUUUACCCCAGUUUGGAGAGGAACUGAUGGUGUGGUGUGAAAAUCAACUCCAUACAGGACUUUGCCACAGCCUGAGAAAAGGAGGGGGCGGCUUUGGGCCAACAAAUUCCAAGACCUCUCCAGCAUGGACCACAGGGGGAGAAAUUAGGAAAGUCACCUUGUGGAAAGUGGCCAUUUGGGGAUUUUGUGGCUAAAUUUGUCAUUUUACAGAGAUGACAGAGAUUAGCGAUGGAAGACUGGAUAAACCAAAUGGAGUCUCAACCAUUCCUCCACUUUGCUAAAGAAGACAUCCAGGUUGUUAGCCUUAAUAUAAUUUUUUACAACCAAAGUCUCGGGCACAUGGACAGCUUACUAAUUGUAUUUUGACAUGUUCAGAACUUCUGAAGCCAUGCAAAGACAACGAGAAUGACACUUGUGAAUCAGUAUUAUCUCCUGGAAUAUACUUGAAUAUGGACAGAACCUAGUUCUCUGGUGGUUACCACAUGAGGUAGUGCGACUGGGACUGAACUUUGUAUGUGUUGAGCUGGACUGCAAAACAUAUCUUUUUACCUCCAACACAAGUGAUGUGUAUGGAUAAUAAUCGUAUUCCUUAUUCCUAUGUCAACAAACAUUCUUAUAUGGUCAUAAAUUUUAGGAUGCCUUUCAAAUAUCUGUGAAAAAUGUUAUUCGGCUACUAAAAUAACCCAACAGAAAACUAUAGUAAUACCCAAACGGAGGAAAAUAAAAGCAUGGAAAGGUCAUUAUAAACUCACUACUAGGUAAGACAGACACUAAAAGUCCCUAUGUUAAAAUAGUGAUUAAGCCAAGCCUGUAAGUCCAGCAAAGGUUGAAGUUUGGCUUCCAACAUUAUCAGUAGGUGAGUUUAUAAAACUGCUGCUUGAAAAGCUAACUGCAGCAGCCUUGGCAAACUAUGUAGUGCUAAUUGUGUGCAGUAGCUGCACUACCUUUUCCCCAGUUAGCUGUAACUGUUAGUUUCCCCGAGAGAGGGUCUAAGUAGGACUGAGCAAACUGCUCCAAAUCUUAUGCUAAUAUUUGUAGCAUGAGAGAGAGAAGUGCCAUGCCAAAUAUAACAUGGCUAUUUGGUCUCCAGUUUGGAGGGAACUUUAGCCCCUGGUGGGCUGUGUGUGGUCAGUAGGAUAUUUUAUACUUUUUUUAUUUCAUGGAAAGUGACUCCUUAUGUACAUAACUGCAGAUUUAUUGAGUAUGUUUCUGCUGUGCUGUAAGAUUUUAUAGGUCUUAUAGAUCUGGAAUAUUUUUGGUUCACUGAGUAAUGUCAGAUUGGCUUCUUCGUGCCUCUGAUUAUGUUUAAUAUUUAAAGAGACUGGUAGCUUGUAAUUAGUAGUUAGGUGUAUUUAUUUUUUUUAAAUUAGAAGACAUCGCUUGAAAAGAAUCCAGAUUUUGGUUUGAUUUUUAGAUCUUUGUUUCUUUGUUCUAGGAGUAAUUAUGAGCCCAUAAUAACUGCAUGUUUGACUCACGGAUAAUAGCCUCACAAACAUAAAGUAUCAUGCAUGCAGUAUGCCUCAUAUGGUUUACCAUUUUAAUUCAAGAGUGCUUGUUGUGGGCUAAAUUAACAUUGUUCUGUUCCGAGUUGUUUGUUUGUGUGGCUCCUACGCAAGAGUUAAACUAUGUAUUCUAUUCUCAGCUUUAAGAUGACUGAAUAUCACAUGAAAAAUGGUACAUAACAAUAAAGGAACAAAUAUUGUUAUUAGAGGCUUUAAUGCAAUGAAUUGCAGGUUCCCAUAAGUCAGUGAAUCAUUUUUCCUUCGGUUCAAGUGUUUUAAAGACCAAAACUGCAUAUAAUUAAAUUAUAUCUGUGUCCUUAAUUGUACAAAUGGAGUCCUCUAAUAGCCUUGCAAAGGUUACAAAGUCUAUGAAGUAGAAAUUUAAAUGGAGAAAGCUUCAAUAAAGACAACUGUUAUAUAAGAGAGGUGAAACCAAAUAUCGCAUUGGUUAUUGAUCAGUUUUCUGUGCUCUUAUGACGAUGUAACUGUUAUUUAAUUGACCUUUUUUGUAAAUAGCCCAGAAAAUUGUAUAAAUUACAAUUUGUAUUUUUUGUAAAUAGCAUACUUAAGUAUUUUUUCUUCAUG